Messenger RNA from Entrophospora candida, 312 nucleotides. The record is from the annotation of a GenBank genome assembly. Lineage: Eukaryota; Fungi; Glomeromycota; Glomeromycetes; Entrophosporales; Entrophosporaceae.
AUGUUUUUCAAAUACAAAAAUUUACUUGAUAAUUUAAUUAAACAAAUCUGUAAAGAUUGUGACAUUGAUCUUGGUGAACAACACAUAAUCAACUAUUCUAUGAGAACAAUUGUCAUAAUGCAAUUAACAACUUUAGGUGUUUCUGCUAAUGAAAUUAUGGCAUAUAGUGGAUACCGUUCACCUGCUGGUUUAAAUUCUUAUCAAACUAUUCCUAAAAAUCAGAUGCUUAGCAAUGUAUCGUCUUUAAUUCAUUCAGAAUUAUGUAAUGAAGAGGAACCUCUUUUAGAAAAGUUAAUAGAAAUGGUCAUCUAA